AUGUUCAGAAUUGCCGUCUUUCGCAGUGCACGCGCCAUACGCCCUCAAAUUCUCCGACCAUGCUAUAAUAUUCCUCGACGUUAUGAAUCGUCGGUCUCUGACGUAGAUAAACAUGCGGCAGCCAAGAAAGCUGCUCAAGUGUUGUCAGACGACUUGCAGCGCGACUGGGACGCCCCGAUAAUAAUGUACAACGAGUUGCUCCCCAAAAUCAAGUCUCCCAGCCCAGAUUCGUAUCUCAUCGAUGUUCGCGAGCCAGAGGAGGUCAUUCAAGGCAUGAUACCCUCUGCAGUCAAUCUGCCCUUGUCCGUCCUUGCCAACUCGCUGCAUCUUCAACCCGGCGAAUUCAAGGCUCGACAUGGUUUUGAAAAGCCUGGGAAAGAGCAGGAGGUUACGUUUUACUGCAGGAGCGGCAAACGAAGUACUAGUGCCAGCGAUAUUGCGAAGCGGAAUGGGUAUACCAAUGUCCUCAAUUACACUGGGUCUUGGUUGGAUAACGCCAUGCUUUCUUUCCGACUCGCAUCUGCCCGACUCUGUCGCGUUCGUUUUCGACUUCCACCUAGUGCUUACCCUCGACAUCGGAACUUGGCCACUCCACCCACACAAUUAGCCUCAAGCACUCUACCAAUCGAACGCUACCAUGCUCUGUCAGACCAAACUAUGGAUGGUCUUCUGCAUUCACUAGAAGAACUAGUGGACUCAAUAGCAAUUGCUGGCUAUGAGGUUGAGUACCAUAGUGGCGUCCUCACCCUCCAACUCGCUGAUCAUGGCACGUAUGUUAUCAACAAGCAACCACCGAACAAGCAGAUCUGGCUUUCUUCUCCAUUCAGCGGACCUAAACGAUACGAUUAUGUCGAACAAACGGAUUCAUGGGUCUAUUCGCGAGAUGGAAAGUCAUUGUCAGACUUGUUGAAUGAGGAGCUCAGCGCGACGCUUCGACGCCCUGUCGAUGUAACGCAGAGCCUGGAAUGA
Messenger RNA from Mycena indigotica, 969 nucleotides. RefSeq names its product Frataxin, mitochondrial. The transcript is spliced from 6 exons. Gene Ontology annotation, cellular component: mitochondrion. NCBI's taxonomy places the organism in Eukaryota, Fungi, Basidiomycota, Agaricomycetes, Agaricales, Mycenaceae. The record is from RefSeq and is a predicted model, not a curated record. Gene Ontology annotation, molecular function: ferric iron binding; ferroxidase activity; ferrous iron binding. Bases 1 to 969 code for a protein of 322 amino acids. Gene Ontology annotation, biological process: iron incorporation into metallo-sulfur cluster; intracellular iron ion homeostasis.